Messenger RNA from Pseudomassariella vexata, 732 nucleotides. RefSeq names its product kinase A anchor protein. Gene Ontology annotation, biological process: DNA alkylation repair; regulation of DNA-templated transcription. Gene Ontology annotation, cellular component: nucleus. The record is from RefSeq and is a predicted model, not a curated record. The transcript has 2 exons. NCBI's taxonomy places the organism in Eukaryota, Fungi, Ascomycota, Sordariomycetes, Amphisphaeriales, Pseudomassariaceae. The coding region runs from base 1 to 732 and encodes 243 amino acids.
AUGGCUCACAGGAUGCCUCCAAGACCAUCACCAACGCACUUCCUAUGCGUACAACUCGUCACUGGAUCAUCUCGGCCCCAGCUCUCCAAAAACCUUGGAGCCUUUAGGGAUGAUGUUACUAGUCCAAACAGCUACGGAAUCCCUGCCGAAGCCAUCCGGCCCGUUGGCACGUUGCAUCUGACUUUGGGCGUCAUGAGCUUCCCCAAGGAUGAAGGAGUAGAAAAGGCAGUCGCGUUGCUCAAAUCGUUGCUUCCAAGGCGGAUUCUAAGCAGCAUCCAGGUCCCAGAAGCUGCGGAAACAGCCGAAACAAAAGAGCCACCGGGUCCGCCGCCACCCCUUUUAUCAGUUACUCUGAAGGGCAUUCACCCCAUGAAAUCUGCCUCCAAGGCAACAGUGCUCUACGCUCCACCAGUCGAUUCCCAGGGUAUCUUGCAGAAGUUCUGCGAGAAGCUCAAGGCAGCAUUUCAGGAGGAAGGUCUGAUGCUGGAGGAGAACCGACCGCUACUGUUGCAUGCGACUAUUAUCAACACCAUUUACGUCAAGGGAGCGCGUCAUGGUAAGGAAAGGGAAAGAGUCACUAUCGAUGCGCGCGGCAUAUUGGACCGGUAUGAUGACUACGUGUGGAUGGAGGAUAUCCCUGUGGAGAAGAUUGCGAUAUGCAGGAUGGGUGCCAGAAAGCUAGACGAUGGCGAUGAGGCGUACGACGUUGAAGCUGAAAUCGAUGUGGCAUGA